Molecule: messenger RNA, 1973 nt
Organism: Centropristis striata (black sea bass)
Lineage: Eukaryota; Metazoa; Chordata; Actinopteri; Perciformes; Serranidae
Gene: cep57
Product: centrosomal protein 57
Exons: 11
Coding region: 221-1702 (493 amino acids)
Cellular component (GO): centrosome
Molecular function (GO): identical protein binding; gamma-tubulin binding; microtubule binding
Source: RefSeq, a predicted model, not a curated record
CAAUGCCGGUAUAUAAAUCAUUCAAACCCCUCACAAACCUUGGCUUGUGAGGCUUGUCAAGUGAUGUUUUCUUUUCUUUUCACAACCCAUAUUACCACUGGAAGCCACUAGAAACGGCGUUUAGCUAGCUAGCAUACUGUCAGUUGUAAUGAAAAGGGUUUGGCUGUGAUUAUACUUUAAACUAACAUUCAUAUAUUUUGACUGGAUUGGCUGCAUUUCAAUGGAGACGCUGUCAAAAACACACGGUGCUGAUGCGACGAGGGAGAAGGAGCUCUGCCCACCACCAGCACCAAGUGGAGUCAUAUCUGACAGCAUGUCACUGCCAUCUUAUAGAGAGUACCCUGCUCACCGUCCCUUCAUCAACACACCCCAGACACACACACAUCACCUGGGUCGCUCAUCAUCACCCAGCAAGGCGUUCCCAGAGACAAACAGUGCAGAGAUCUUAUCUGCCUUGAGGAACCUCCAGGAGAAGAUCAGGAGGCUGGAGCUGGAGAAAAGACAUACAGGGCUCAGUCUGCACGCUGUGGGAAAAGAUGCAUCACACACACAUCUGCAGAGUGAUAAAGUUACACAGAGACUCUUGAAGGAUCAUACAGAAAGAGAGAUUAAUGGGCAAUCCAACUGCAAUCAAGUGUUGGUCACCCACCUUGCUGCUGCAGAGUCUCGCUGUGUGAAGCUGGAGCGACAGCUGGAUCACAUGAGGAGGAUGCUGCGCAAUGCCAAGGCAGACAGGAGCAGCCUGCUCAAACAGCAGGCUUCCAUGGAGACAGCCCAGUCAGCUGAUCAACAGUCUGACACAGCGUCUGAGCAUGCCCAGUUGGAGAAGCUGGACCGUCUGGAGCAGGAGUAUCUCAGGCUGACGCGAACGCAAAACAACGCUGAGAUGAAGAUUCAGGAGCUGGAGAUGAAACUCCAGGAGGAGGAGCACCAGAGAAAGCUGGUUCAGGAUAAGGCCAAUCAGCUACAGACAGGUUUGGAGACCAAUCGGAUACUUCUGCAGUCAGUGUCCCCUCGCCUGUCCAGCAGACAGUCUAAAGAGAAAAUGUCCAAUUCAAAGAAAUCUUCUCCACAGCCGUCGUCCUACACAGAGCCACACUACAGGCUGAGCCUCAGAGAUGUACCUUUUGUUGCUGGAACGUCAGUUGGCUGCAGCCACUCGGUCCGAGCAAACGUCCAGUCAGUUUUAUCUCUCCUGAAGCGACACCAACCGCACCUCUGCAACAGCCGGGUCCUCUCUCGCAACGCAAACAGCUACGAGACCGGUAGCCACAGGCAUUCAGACAGCUCCUCUUCUUCCUCCUCCACUAGUGGCGAAGAACUAUCAGAGCUGCUGCGAGCACUACAGGAGGAGCUGCAACUCAUGAGCUUGGAGCAGGACGAGUUGAUGCGGCAGGUGGAGGCCAGUGUUUCUGUCCAAGAAAGGAAAGAACUUGAGAGGGAGCAGGAGAGGCUGCUGGUGAAAAUGGAGAGGAAAGGAGAGCAGAUCACUAAGCUCUACAAACACAAAACACAGAUAAAGAAGUUAAGGAAGGAAGCUCAUUCUAGGCGCAGCAGUGGGAAUGAGGUGAGGGUGACGACCACGGUGUCCACUAGAGGGCGCUCUGCUGCUGCAGUCAAAGUGAGACCAGGAGAGAGAAGCAAGAGGAACCUGAGGCUGCUCAGGGACAUGAGGGCACUGCAGACCUCUUUACGGACCUGAAACUCGCCUGGAUAAUUUUUUUAUUUUUUUUUGAUUGAUUGAUUUAAGUUUAUUUCGAAUAUGAAAACAAAUAAUAAUAAAAAAAAGAGUCAGACAAAACAUUUGACAUGACAUGUAGAAUACAUAUUCGAAAAGGAGUGAGAAGAAGUAAAACUUAUAAACUCCCAACCCUCUCCUUAAAUAUGACUAGUUAAAAUCCUUGUCUAAACAUGUCUUGUAUUACAAAAACAUAAAUAUAAUUUACCUAUACAGUGUAAUUAUACAUACAUAC